AUGAUGGAGGCCAUGCAAGCAAUAUUUAGAGAGCAAAGCGAAGAAAAGCCCUCGGACAAGGAGGAGGCUUCAUACCCAGGCUCAUCCACGGGUCUAGCCUUGAACCAAAGCCUAGGCAAGCAUUCUAGGACGGAUAGUUCUGAAGCCGAUGAAUGCAGCACAUUAAUCCAAUCAACUUCCACCAAAAUGCGGGUCCUGGCCUCGAAGAUAGCUGUCCCAGAAGGAGAAAUUGCUGAACGUGAUGAUGGCAGCCAUGUGGUAUUCACUGUCCAGAUUAAGCCACCGCCUCGCUCAUUAGAGAUCAACUGGAAGUACGAGGAUGCGAUGGAUCGAAUGUGUCGAGUGCUGGACAAAUUGGUGGAAGCAAAGGCAGAAAUCCAUCAAUUCUCAAGAGAGAGGCCUGAAUAUACCGUGGGGUUCCCAACUACUCUUCUGCAGCAGGACGCUUUGACAUUGAGAUGUUUUAUGGCGAUUCUAGUUUUCAUAGCACAAAUUCGCAACUGCAUGCCGUCCAGGGAUGACAGAGAUGGCGUUCGGCUGCUAAUAACCGACCUUGAAAUUAUAGCGGAAUGGGUUUCUGCUUCCAUCGCAGCUACUCAACAAGCCGCGGAAAAUUCCACAAGCCAGGCAGAAGACGAUUGCAUCCGUCGUCAAUUUCAAAGAUGGUUACUGCAAACUUGGGCAGAUCUCGAGGAUGUUGAACAGCAAAUUAACCAAUACUCGCGGAGGUGGGAUAUCCAGCUGCCCCUUGACGUGAGCUUUUAUUGGGACUGCAUUCAAUGA
Molecule: messenger RNA, 783 nt
Organism: Arthroderma uncinatum
Lineage: Eukaryota; Fungi; Ascomycota; Eurotiomycetes; Onygenales; Arthrodermataceae
Exons: 1
Coding region: 1-783 (260 amino acids)
Source: RefSeq, a predicted model, not a curated record